AUGUGGUGUAAGGUGUGGUUCCAAAACCGUCGAGCAAAGUGGAGAAAGAAGGAGCACACCCGGAAAGGGCCCGGCCGACCGGCUCACAACGCCCACCCGGUCACCUGUUCCGGCGAGCCCAUCCCCCCUGAGGAACUGGUCCGCAAGGAAAAGGAGCGGCGGGAGAAGAAGCUCCGGAAGCAGCUGGAGAAGCAGCAGAAGAAGCUGGCCGCCAAGGGCAUCACCACGGACCUGGAGACCCUCCGGAAGGAGUGGGAGAGCAAGCACGCCGCGGGCAAGAAGUCGGGAGGGAAUCAUCAUCUCCUCUCCUCCGACAAUUCCACCUCCGAGGGCUUCGUCGACGUCGUCACGAACCCAGACAACGAGGAGAACGACGAAAACGACGACGACGACGACGACGACGACCUCAAAAAGAACAGUGCUUUCAGUGCCGUGCGCCAGGAACAAAACACCAUCACUAACAGCAACAACAACAACAACAGUGCACCGAAGAGCACCACUAACAGUAUGUCCUUCAGCAUAGACAGCCUGCUGCGGCAGCAGCCCUCUCUUGUCAAGUCUGAAUCUCGGGAUUCUCCAUCGAAUUAG
Darwinula stevensoni is the source of this 588-nucleotide messenger RNA. The record is from the annotation of a GenBank genome assembly. Lineage: Eukaryota; Metazoa; Arthropoda; Ostracoda; Podocopida; Darwinulidae.